AUGAUGCGACUGAAAACGGAGAAUGAGAAGGGGGAAAGUGGCCUCCGCAAAAAGGAAGCAGCAGCGAUUGAAGGGACAAUAGGUGUUCGAAUGGGAAGAGGAGAGAAGGCGGCGGGGUGGAAAACCAGGGCGUCGGCGCGAGAGAGGGGAGUAGGCAUGGGCGGCGGGAAUGAGAACGACAUCGACGCAGCGACAGGUGGGAGAGGAGAGGUCGAUGGGGCGAGCGAUGGGGAGGGGAAGCGAGGGCGACGGGCGGGGGAAAGCGAGUUUCAACCAUCUGAGAAGCCCGUUCUUCCUGAAUGUGGCAGGAUUCAGGAAGGUUUCUUCCAAGAAGCGGCUCAUUCCUGGGUCAACCUACCACUUGUGGCCAAGGCACAGAGGGCAAGUUGGGGCACCACAGGGAUUGCCGCCACCAGCUGCUCCUCCAUUGACGUCCCAAACACUAGCACCAGGCGUGGAACGCGAGGACCCGCCUAUGCAGCGGAGAAUGUGUUCAAGUUUUAUGCCCUCUAA
This is a messenger RNA of Closterium sp. NIES-65, 513 nucleotides long. The record is from the annotation of a GenBank genome assembly. NCBI's taxonomy places the organism in Eukaryota, Viridiplantae, Streptophyta, Zygnematophyceae, Desmidiales, Closteriaceae.